GGAUUGACAGGACGCUUGCAGCAGCAGCACCCUGAAAGACCAACGAAAAAAAAAAAGAAUCGGGCGAAACUUAGAGGAUAUAGAGGGCUGGGAGGGGAAAGAAAGCGUUACAAAAAUAUAUAGACAUACACAAAAAUACAAACCUGCACCUUCAACUUUUGGCUCGCCGUUCCACCCUCACGUGCGCGGCUGCUCCAGAUUCUGCUCGCGCACUGUGUGCCGUCCGGAGCGCGCGCUCUCUCACACAAACGAGUGUGUUCUGCUGAGAAACGACCGAACCCGGUGAGAACCGACAGCCUUUGACCAGAAAGGAUGGCUGAUAGGGAACAACUGAUCCAAAGAGCCCGUCUGGCGGAGCAGGCGGAGCGCUACGAUGAUAUGGCCUCCGCGAUGAAGCUGGUCACAGAGCUGAACGAACCAUUGUCCAACGAAGACCGCAACCUGCUCUCAGUGGCUUAUAAGAACGUUGUUGGGGCCCGGCGGUCAUCUUGGCGUGUCGUUUCUAGCAUAGAGCAGAAGACGGCAGCAGAUGGCAACGAGAAGAAGCUGGAACUGGUGCGUGUCUACCGAGAGACCAUUGAGAAGGAGCUGGAGUCAGUGUGCCAAGACGUUCUCACCCUGCUGGACCAGUACCUCAUCAAGAACUGUGACGAAACCCAGGUGGAGAGCAAGGUCUUCUACCUGAAGAUGAAGGGCGACUACUACCGAUAUCUGGCCGAGGUGGCCACUGGUGAAAAGAGGGCCUCUGCCGUCGAAUCGUCCGAAGGCGCCUACAAAGAGGCUUUUGAUAUUAGCAAGGGCAUGCCGGCCACCCAUCCCAUCCGCCUGGGCUUGGCGCUCAACUUUUCCGUCUUCUACUACGAGAUCCAAAACGCGCCUGAGCAGGCCUGCCAGCUUGCCAAGGAAGCCUUCGAUGACGCCAUCGGCCACCUGGACAAUCUGAACGAGGACUCCUAUAAGGACUCCACGCUCAUCAUGCAGCUCCUGCGGGACAACCUCACCCUGUGGACCAGCGACCAGCAGGACAGUGAAGGAGGAGAUGCCAAUAACUGAGAGAUCAGCCACUUCUAGCUGUAGUAGCACCCAUCUGUCCCUUCUACACUGUCUUCUUUGAACCUGCAUCUUAUUUCUCUCUGUCUGCUCCUUCCUUUCUCCCUCUCUCUUCUCCAUUCCAUCUUUCCUGUCUCUUUGUGACACCUCAAUGCUCUUCUUUGGUUCCUCAGGGCAGCACUUCAGAUCCUUGAUUACUCUCUCACCUCUUUUUACCCCUUUUCCACCAACAGGAUGCCGGUACCCAAACUGGAACCGUUCCACUACAGAAAAGGCGGUUCUGGGAUCGAAAAGUGCUGUUGGCCUCUACUAAUGUGAAUGUAAAACCAAACAACGCCCCUUUAUAAAGCAUUCAGUUGAUGCAUGUUGUCAUUUUAUUCCUUAUACAUCACCUGUGAUGUACUUUGGAUGUUAAAAUGCAUUGCAAUUCAAAAAAUUCAUGAGUAAAAAUAAACUAAUAAAAAUGUGAUUAUUUCCGAAUAUCAUAUAUGCAAAUUGACUGCUAUCAUACUUUGGAUGUUUAAGUGUACACUUAAAAAAAAAAAAAAAAAAAAAAAGGAAA
Molecule: messenger RNA, 1612 nt
Organism: Onychostoma macrolepis
Lineage: Eukaryota; Metazoa; Chordata; Actinopteri; Cypriniformes; Cyprinidae
Gene: ywhah
Product: tyrosine 3-monooxygenase/tryptophan 5-monooxygenase activation protein, eta polypeptide
Exons: 2
Coding region: 313-1053 (246 amino acids)
Biological process (GO): signal transduction
Cellular component (GO): cytoplasm
Source: RefSeq, a predicted model, not a curated record